GUCUAGGUUGAAAGAUACAGAAAUUCCCUUUUGAAGUCUUAACUUCCAAAUGAUUUUAGUAAGCUCCAGAGGUCUUCUAAAUCAGUUGGAAGUGUAUGACGAUAAGUUGAUAAAAGAUACAAGGUUUUUCCACUCUCCUGAACAACAUGAAAAGGUUCAUGACAUGAUGGAGUCAUCAUGAAAACAACCAAAUACACAUUAAUAACAGUUUUCAAAAUGUUCACAAAAAUUAUAAAAUAUACAGUGCAAAUUAUAUUAGCUUGCCUGUGGAGUACAAUAAUUCUGGUGGGUUUGACAGACGAUUAAAACGUUAAAUUUUUUUAUGUUGAAUUUAUACAAAGCUUCUAAGUGAUGGAGGUGUGUAAAUUGUAGCACAACAUACUGCAGGUUUUACUGUUUGACUUUAUGAAAUAAUAUAAUCUGAUUUCAAAUUACCACUGGAAUAUGUCCAUGAAUCUGACAGCAUCUGCUCUGAUGUACAGUUCAAGUAUGAACAAGAUGUACAGAUUCAUCUUUCAAGAUUUACUCAACAAAAGCUCAUGUGAGGACAGCCAGCCAGCCUGUAGGAGUGGAGAGAUACUGUAACCUAAGAGUGGGAGAACAAUCCACUCUGUCCUUACUCUCCACAUAUUCAAGGUGUCGGAAACUGUCAGAGGUCUGCAGGAUCUAUGUUGGCUUGAACCACUGAAUCGCCACUUGCUGCUAUAUUUUCUUUUAGGUUCUGUUGGGUUGGUUGGAUAGGUGUAAUUGUUUGAUUUCUUUCCCCCCUCCAAUUUGUUUUGUACUUCUUAUUUUAAUUUUUUUAUAUGUCGAGUAUGAGAAGAGCUUUCCCUUCAGAACUGUCAGAACUGCUUUAGCUGUUUCCCAGAGUAUUGUUGGUGAGAUACACACACAGACAAACACAUUCACACUAAGCUGCAUGUGUUUGGACUGUGGGAGGACCUCAAAAGGCUCCACCUAGCCAGUGGAAUUAAACAGCAUUGGAGAAUUUUACUUUGUCUGGUUGUUGUAUUUUUUAUUCUUUUUUAAAUAACACAUUCAGAAGAGUAUGUAGCCUUGGUAAAGUUAUGUGGCUUUUUAGUGAUUUGUGGUUUGCAGGAUAAAAUAAUGUUUUACUUGUAGUUCAACAAGGCUAACAUUUGACUGAAACUGGGAUAAGAGGUUGUGUUUUUUUGUGUUACAUUGGUAUGCAUACUUUUCACCACUAUAAUACUCCCAUGUAUGUUACAACAAGAGUUAAGCGACAAACAUGUCAGGACAGCCAGCCAGCCUGCGGGAGGGGCGAGUAACUCUGCAACUUAAGAGUGGGAGAACAAUCGACUCUCUGUCCUUACUCUCCACAUGUUCAAGCAUUGCAGGAACCAGUCAUGGCUGCAGAAGCAAAGCAGACUUGUUUUGAGGGCAGGACUCUCCAAAACUUUCAGGUCUACCUAGAACAGUCGAGAGACCACGAGGUCAGUCUCUGGUUUGUUCACAACAUCCUGCCAGGUGAAUUCAAAAGGUGAAAUUGAUGCCCAUAUGCUCACUCUACUACAGUCUACAUUUCCUGCUGUCCCGAUCACUGCUGACAUCGUGGAGGGCAGCUCUCAGCUCACAGACAACUUCAAAGCUUUGGUAGCAAAGACCACCAACCUUCAGAAGAUCCCAUUUGCUUGGUAUAUCAUGCACAGUGAGGACUAUGAGAGGCAAGUCAAAGAAAAAGGAGACAUGAAGACUUUUGACUUCAUACACAUGAUUCAUAUGAUCUACUAUGUGGAUAACCUCGCUGACACCAUCAAGUUCUACCAUAGCCUUCUGAAGAACAAUGGCAGUGUUAUGAUCAUCAUUGGAGCAGAUAACAGUGGCUGGGACGUCCUGUGGAAGACUUACACAAAGGAGCUCUGCGUUGGUGCCAUCACAGAGUGGCGCUCAUCAGGAGAGGUUAUUUCCUGCCUGAAGAGCCAGGGUCUGAAAUAUGAGGAGCACGUGAUUCCCAACACCUUAGACAUCACUGAGUGCUUCAAUCCAAGCAGCCAGACUGGACAAUGUCUGCUGAAUUUCUUUACAAUCAAAGAUAAUUUCUACCAGUCAUUCACCCCAGAGAUCAGAGCAGGCAUUUUAGACCUUCUCAGGAACAAGUGCAGCUCUAAAAAAGAUAGCAGGGUGUUCUUCAACAAUAAUGUGUGCUGCAUACUUUAUAUGCUGCCAUUUGAUCAAAAGUUCAGUAUAUUUUCCUGUUGCUAAAAUGAAGUUCACCAUGGGGUGUACUUUUCAGUCUCUUUAAACUAUAUUCACCUCUGUAUGUGUACCAAAAUGAUAAAAACAAAACAAUUUAGUUGCCAUUUGGUGAUUAAAAUCACUAAAAUUGACUCUGUGUGCCUUACAAAACAUUAGCUUUCGAAAAACAAUCAUAUCCAAAGAGUUUACUGACUGACACACAAUUCUAGCUAUGUGGUGAGUUUUGAAUUGAUUUUGUCAACCCAAUUGUAGCAGUACAGUAACAAUUAUUAAUAUUUACUAAUUCAUCAAUACCAAAAUAUCUAACGAUAAUUGAGAACUUAAAAGUAUCCCAUAAACAAAUCAAUUGGCAUUAAAGGUAAAGGGGAGUAAUAGGGUUUAACUUUGACAAUCAGGAACAAUGAGUGGUAUACAAAUUAAUGGAAUUCUUGACCUCGAAGCAGCACCUAUCAAAAUAAGAAUUUGAUAGCCAUAAUUAAUUAAUCCUAGCCUUGUAAUUUCAUGGCUACUACUGGAGUUCUACUAGAUAUUUCAUACACACAAACCAUGGAACCAAGUUCUUUAUAAAUGAAGAUUUAUUGAAUUAAUAACUACAGAUUAAACUAAUAAACAAAUUGUUGAACAGAGGUUCAGUUGAAAACCACAAAACAGCUAAAACUCUAUUACUGCUUUAGAAAUGUAUUAAUCCAAAAACAGCUAAAACUCUAUUACUGCUUUAGAAAUGUAUUAAUCCAAAAACAGCUAAAACUAUAUUUACUGCUCUGAAAUGUAAGAAUGGUAAAACUAUAUUACUGAUACUACUAUAUUCACUGCUUAGAGAUAUAUUGGUGGGGAUUGCUUUAUGACGGGACAUGGUUACACGUGAAAUUUCUGCACGUGUUUUCUGACUUGUAUCUGCAUUAACUUGGGGCACCCUAUAAGGUCAUAAAAAUGGUGAAACAAACCUUGCUGCGCCUGGGGGAGUGAACCUAAGUAAAUGUACAUAUAUAGGGGAGCUUCACUGGCAGGAAACAGAGUUGGGGCAUUUUGUGCUACAGAUGCAGGGAUUUCAGUACCUCAGCAUUCAUAGGAAUUUUCUUUCAAUCUAGCUUAUCUGCUUUUUUAAUUUUCUGCUUCAAAUAAAUUAAAAAUACCUGAGCUCGUGUUGAGCUAGGGCACCAAAAACCUUGUGAAUCUUUUGUGCCUUUUUUGGAAGACUUUCUCUCUUUUUUCUCCACCCCUGUCGAAUAGUUGGGGGACAGCUCAGACUCCUCUUUAACCGCCCGUGGUGAGUUGCAGCCCGGCGGGGACCGAUUUUGACAGUCAGACCUCCAGUUAUCUCUCAGCGGAGUGCAUUUCCAGCGGAGUGGAACCUUCGGUGAUCCUGGGAGGAGCGGCCUUAAACUGUAAGUACUUAAGAAAAAUCAUUUGGUUGUAAAGAUGCCCUUGGGUAGUGCUUUUCAUACACAUGGGGUUAAGAGCCCGUUA
Perca fluviatilis (European perch) is the source of this 3684-nucleotide messenger RNA. RefSeq names its product histamine N-methyltransferase-like. The record is from RefSeq and is a predicted model, not a curated record. The coding region runs from base 1519 to 2223 and encodes 234 amino acids. NCBI's taxonomy places the organism in Eukaryota, Metazoa, Chordata, Actinopteri, Perciformes, Percidae. The transcript has 7 exons.